Molecule: messenger RNA, 833 nt
Organism: Ceratina calcarata
Lineage: Eukaryota; Metazoa; Arthropoda; Insecta; Hymenoptera; Apidae
Product: anamorsin homolog
Exons: 4
Biological process (GO): iron-sulfur cluster assembly
Cellular component (GO): cytoplasm
Molecular function (GO): iron-sulfur cluster binding
Source: RefSeq, a predicted model, not a curated record
UCCUCUUCUUACGAUGCAAUUGUUUCUAUCUUUAAACGAUCGUGUCCGAAUCCGAAAGUACUUCUAGAAGAAUGUCUGCGAAUGUUGAAACCUGGUGGCACAUUAGUAAUUUACGAAUCGUUCCAACAAGAAGAGAACGUAAACUUAAUUUAUGACGAAAGAGUGUCGAACUUAAAAUUAACUGGUUUCAAAGAGAAAGAUCAAGAAUUUUUCGAUACUAGGAAGCUGAAAGAUCUUUUAGUUAAUGUAUACAGUGAUGUAGAUUCCGUUUGUGAGGUGGUAGCAGAAAAACCAAGAUUCGAGAUCGGAUCUAGCGUGACACUUAAUUUUGGCGAGAAAAAAUCGUCGAAUAUCUGGAAACUGGAUAACACCGUUGACGAUGAACUGAUCGACGAGGAUGACCUUUUGGACGAGAACGAUAUUUUAAAACCCGAAGCGUCUAGUUUAAGGGUGUGCGCUACCACGGGUAAAAGAAAAGCGUGUAAAGACUGUAGCUGCGGCCUGGCGGAGGAACUGAGCGGAAAGGCCGCACCGCAAGAGACACAGAAAUCCUCUUGUGGGAAUUGUUAUCUGGGGGAUGCGUUCCGUUGCGCCAGCUGCCCAUACCUCGGCAUGCCCGCGUUCAAACCCGGGGAGAAAGUGGUUCUACCCGAGAGCCAAUUAAAAACGAAUUAACUCCGAUUAAUUUAAUAAUCACGCGUCAUUACUAUUUUCCAUAUUACACAUCAAAUCGCAAAGGAUGAUCUACUUUAUUUCGUCUCCCCAGAGUGAAAUACGUCGCGUUCAAAACGAGAAAUGUACUUGAAAUUUAUGUAAUAAAAGGAUUUAAAAUA